Messenger RNA from Solea solea (common sole), 2444 nucleotides. Its product is annotated as cartilage intermediate layer protein 2-like. The transcript is spliced from 12 exons. Lineage: Eukaryota; Metazoa; Chordata; Actinopteri; Pleuronectiformes; Soleidae. The record is from RefSeq and is a predicted model, not a curated record. The coding region runs from base 313 to 1218 and encodes 301 amino acids.
AGGCGAGGGAGGGGCGCGGAGUGAGGAUAGCGGUGCAUGAGAGAUAAGGCGAGCGAGGGGAAGGAAGACCUGCUUGGUAUUCACCUGUCUCUCUGGAUCAAUAAAGGUCUUGUUGCAGCCGCGCUGGCUUGACCAGAUGCAAAGAAAGUGUUCCACCGAUCAGCGUUCUUCAGCACACAGCCCCGCCCCUUUAGAGUUCCCGGUGGCCGCUUGCACCAUAUAAGAGCGGAGAAAUUGUCGUGAAGCCAAACAGAAUCACACGGGUCACCUGAGAAGUUCUGUGGGUUUAAAGUUCCAAUUUUAUCUGCCGUCAUGAGCAAACUGCUGAGUCUUUCCAUUGUUGUAGGACUGGUCUUUGAAAGUAACCAGCAGUUAUUCCCGUAUGCCACAGCACCGUGCUGGACGGACUGGUUUGACAGAGAUGACCCUUCUGGAACUGGAGAUUGGGAAACCCUCGAGCAUCUUCGUAAAAGCUACCCAAGAAAGAUCUGCCCUUCUCCAAUAGGCCUCCAGGCCCAAACCCUAUCUGCGUCCAGUCCAACAGUGGAUGUGAUUUUUAAAGAAGACACAACUGUAGGAUUCGUCUGCAGAAACGAAGACCAACCACCCGGCCAGAUGUGUAUGGAUUAUCGCGUUCGCUUCAGGUGUCCUCCCAAUUUCUGCCAAAAAGAGUGUUGGACAGACUGGUUUGACAGAGAUGACCCUACUGGAAGUGGAGAUUGGGAAACCCUCUUUCAUCUUCACCUAAAUUACCCAGGAAAGAUCUGCCCUAUACCAAUAGACAUCGAGGCCACAACUCUAUCUGGGUCCAGUCCAGCUGUGACCGGUGAUGCGAUUCUUGUAGAAAACCCAUUGAUAGGAUUCAUCUGCAGGAACUCAGACCAAACAACAAACAAGAUGUGCAGUGAUUAUCGCGUUCGCUUCAGAUGUCCCCCCGAAUACUGCAAAAAGGAGUGUUGGACCAAGUGGUAUGACCGGGACCAUCCCAGUGGAUCAGGGGAUUGGGAGCUUUUGAGUACACUGAGGGUAGAGAACCCAGGACAGAUCUGUGCAAUACCGCUGCACAUUGAGGCCGUGACCACUGACACAUUGACCGCAGCCGACAGCACAGGGCAACACCUUAUCAUCAGUCCACUUCUGGGAUGUAUUUGCCUCAAUCAUCACCAGAAAACUGGCAUUUGCCGUGACUACAAAGUUCGGUUUGAAUGCCCAUGCUAAUGUGGUGCCACGACAACAGAUGACUCCAAUCCCAGUGCAUUUCAUUUAAAAUUUUGCCAGAUUUCUUUUUUUCCUGAAUAAAGAAAUUUGUAGAAAUAGUUGACAGUACACAUUAUUGUUGACAUAGCAUAACACCUUUGUUAUUGUAAGUGAGCGAUGUCAGGGUGACCGUGAGCCAGCAUCCUGUGAGUCAGACAGUUACAUUUAUUAUUUACAUAUAUACCUUUUCUACCCUGAAAUGUCAAUUUUAUUCUAUGCGAAUUAAAAAAAAUAAAUUUAAUUUUACUCUACUCAGCUUAAUAGGACUCAAGACUCAGGUGUGGUGGGUAAUACCGACAUACAGUAUGUCUUCUCAGCAGAUGCUAUAGGGAAGUUUUAUAUGAGACACAGACAGUAGGAGGUGCUGCAUAGCCACGGCAUGGCUAUGUGGGGAAAGUGUGAGGAAAUAUUAUUAGUGGAGCUUUAUUGUCAUUGUUAAAAGAGCUCAACUCACAUUAACAGGAGAAACAACACAGUUACACCACAUGAUGAAUGUACGCCUACAGUUGCUCUAAUAGAUGAGAAAGUGUGAAAGUGUUGUAAAAUUUUAAUUUAAAAAUAUGUGUAGAACACUUCCAACCAAAGGUAUAACGUGAGUUGGUUUGAUGGAAGUAAUAAUAGACACUCAACGCAAUAACAACAAACAUGUAAAUGUACAAUAUAAAUCACACUUUGGUGUUUUCAGUGCAGGCUCUGUGUCCAUACUACACCGCGUUGCCUGUUAAAAUCAAGUGUGAGCCUUCACAGACACAAGGAUGCACACACAGCCUUAUACAGUAUGUAUAGACACACACACAUGGGGGGGUAGAGAGACAGGGCAGGGAGAUACAAGGUGAUUCAGGCUGCCGUCGGCAUUUCCUCUGGAGAUGAACCCUCGUGAUAGGUGCCGAGAAGAAACCCUGCAUCGUGUAUCGCACUGAAUGUAAAGCGAGGAGAGAGCGAUUUCACUUGCUGUUUGUGUGUUUGGCUCUUGUUUGGUACUGUAUUAUAUACUUUGCUGCUGCUUAGCUUUAAACGUGCAUGCCCAUCCUCCUGUAAGACGACGUUGAAGUGGGCAAAAAGGAGGAGGAGGGAAACUGGAGGCUAUGUGCUAAAUGUUCCCUCUCUACUUUUUAAUGAUGAACCCAAAGAGGAGCCCCCGCCAGUGGUGUUGAAGUGAAAAUUAAAUCUGCACAACUGAAGUCUAA